Molecule: messenger RNA, 8717 nt
Organism: Leptonychotes weddellii (Weddell seal)
Lineage: Eukaryota; Metazoa; Chordata; Mammalia; Carnivora; Phocidae
Gene: AMOTL1
Product: angiomotin like 1
Biological process (GO): actin cytoskeleton organization; establishment of cell polarity involved in ameboidal cell migration; regulation of cell migration
Cellular component (GO): cytoplasmic vesicle; plasma membrane; bicellular tight junction
Source: RefSeq, a predicted model, not a curated record
GGCAUUUCUCUCUUUCCUGUGUGAAUGGGGCUGACUGUCGGGCGCCGCUUCCCCGCGCUGCCCCACGCCAUGCCCUGCACGCUGCCCGGCGGCCGCCUUCCCCAGCCGCGCCACUGAGCUAGCCAUGGUCGCCUCAUGUGGCGGGCAAAGUUGCGCCGGGGAACUUGUGAGUCUGCGGUGAAAGGUCCCCCUCCUAUUGGUUACAGCCCUGGUAGUCCUGCCCCGAUUCUAGAAGACCCCAACUACUUUUUCCCAGACUUCCAGCUCUAUUCUGGGAGGCGUGAACCAUCUGCUUUGACGGUGGAGGCAAACGGUAGUGGCAUCAGGGAAAAAGUUGUUGAGGACUCCCUGUGUCACUUCCAGCCCCCGAGCCUCCUGAGGACCUCAGAGGUGGAAAUGAGAGGUUCCGAGGAUGCGGCAGCUGGGACAGUGUUACAGCGGCUGAUCCAGGAACAACUGCGGUAUGGCACCCCGACCGAGAACAUGAACUUGCUGGCCAUUCAGCACCAGGCCACAGGGAGCGCAGGACCCGCCCACCCCACCAACAGCUUUUCUUCCACGGAAAACCUCGCUCAAGAAGACCCACCAAUGGUCUACCAGUCGGCACGCCAGGAACCGCAGGGUCAAGAACACCAGGUGGACAAUACGGUGAUGGAGAAACAGGUGCGGUCCACGCAGCCUCAGCAGAACAACGAGGAGCUGCCCACUUACGAGGAGGCCAAGGCGCAGUCCCAGUUCUUUCGGGGCCAGCAGCAGCAGCAGGGGGCUGCCGGCCAUGGUUACUACAUGGCGGGGGGCAGCAGUCAGAAGGCCCGGACUGAGGGGAGGCCCACGGUGAACCGUGCCAACAGUGGACAGGCGCAUAAGGACGAGGCGCUGAAAGAACUCAAGCAGGGCCACGUCCGCUCUCUCAGUGAGAGGAUCAUGCAGCUGUCGUUGGAGAGGAAUGGUGCUAAGCAGCACCUCCCUGGCUCAGGGAAUGGAAAGGGGUUCAAGGCAGGAGGGGGACCCUCCCCAGCCCAGCCUGCAGGGAAAGUGCUGGACCCCCGGGGUCCUCCACCUGAGUACCCCUACAAGACCAAGCAGAUGAUGUCCCCCGUCAGCAAGACCCAGGAGCAUGGACUUUUCUACAGUGACCAGCACCCAGGGAUGCUCCAUGAGAUGGUCAAGCCUUAUCCUGCUCCUCAGCCUGCGAGAACGGAAGUGGCUGUCCUACGGUACCAGCCGCCCCCAGAGUACGGGGUAACGAGCCGCCCCUGCCAGCUCCCUUUCCCGUCGACCAUGCAGCAGCACAGCCCCAUGUCCUCCCAGAACCCCCCGGUCAGCGGGCCGCUGCACUCCGUGUCCUUGCCACUUCCACUGCCCGUGACCCUGGCGGCUCCGCAGCCCCCGCCGGCCGCCUCGCCCAGCCAGCAGCUUGGGCCUGAUGCCUUCGCCAUCGUGGAGCGAGCCCAGCAGAUGGUGGAGAUCCUAACCGAGGAGAACCGGGUGCUUCACCAGGAACUUCAGGGUUACUAUGACAAUGCCGACAAGCUCCACAAGUUUGAAAAAGAACUUCAGAGAAUUUCAGAAGCCUAUGAGAGCCUGGUCAAGUCCACGACCAAGCGGGAAUCACUGGACAAGGCAAUGAGAAACAAACUGGAAGGCGAGAUCCGAAGGCUUCACGAUUUCAACAGAGACCUCCGAGAUCGCCUAGAGACGGCCAACAGGCAGCUGUCUAGCAGGGAAUACGACGGGCACGAAGACAGAGCUGCAGAGGGGCUCUACGCUUCCCAGAACAAAGAGUUCUUGAAGGAGAAGGAGAAGUUGGAAAUGGAGUUAGCAGCCAUGCGGACCGCGAGCGAGGACCACCGGAGACACAUUGAGAUCCUGGACCAGGCUCUGAGCAACGCCCAGGCCAGAGUCAUCAAGCUGGAGGAGGAGUUACGAGAGAAGCAAGCCUAUGUGGAGAAGGUGGAGAAGCUCCAGCAGGCCCUGAGCCAGCUGCAGUCUGCGUGUGAGAAGCGAGAGCAGAUGGAGCGGAGACUGCGGACCUGGCUGGAGAGAGAGCUGGAUGCGCUGAGGACCCAGCAGAAACAUGGGAAUGGCCAGCCAACCGGCAUGCCAGAGUAUAAUGCCCCGGCCCUCAUGGAACUUGUGAGGGAGAAGGAGGAGCGGAUCCUGGCCCUGGAGGCCGACAUGACCAAGUGGGAGCAGAAGUACCUGGAGGAGAGUACCAUCCGACACUUUGCCAUGAACGCUGCGGCCACGGCAGCUGCUGAGAGGGACACCACGAUCAUCAACCACUCGAGGAAUGGCAGCUACGGCGAGAGCUCACUGGAGGCCCACAUCUGGCAGGAGGAGGAGGAGGUGGUGCAGGCCACCAGGAGGUGUCAGGACAUGGAGUACACUAUUAAGAAUCUCCAUGCCAAAAUCAUAGAGAAGGACGCCAUGAUUAAGGUCCUUCAGCAGCGGUCCCGUAAAGACGCCGGGAAGACGGACUCCUCGAGCCUGCGUCCCGCCCGCUCCGUCCCGUCCAUUGCUGCGGCCACUGGGACCCACUCCCGCCAGACCUCGCUUACCAGCAGCCAGUUAGCCGAGGAGAAGAAGGAGGAGAAGACCUGGAAGGGGAGCAUAGGGUUGCUGCUGGGGAAGGAGCACCAUGAGCACGCUUCGACCACCCUGGCCGCCGCGCUGUCCCCCAGCGCCUCCACCACCUUGGCCGGCAGCGCCCACGCUAAGACGGGCAGCAAGGACAACAGCACCCAGACGGACAAGAGCGCUGAGCUCUUCUGGCCCAGCAUGGCCUCCCUGCCCAGCCGCGGCCGGCUGAGCAUGACCCCUUCCAACAGCCCCGUCCUGAAACACCCGGUGGCCAAAGGGGCUGCAGAGAAACCGGAGAACCCUCUGGGCCACGGGAAGUCCCCUGACCACAAGGGCCGCGUCAGCAGCUUGCUCCACAAGCCCGAGUUCCCUGAUGGAGAGAUGAUGGAAGUUCUCAUCUAACACUGGCGUCCCUGCUGCUUUCUGUGAGGGGAUCUUGACAAACGAGGAGCGUGGCCGAGAGGGAGAAGAAAGAUCGAGAAAGUUGUGGAUGGGAAAUCAGGAACGAUGUGAACUGAUAAGAUCUUAAAUUAGUAAGAACACUUUUUAUAAACGUUUAAAAAAAUAAUCAGGAGACCUACAUGACUGAAGAUGAGGAGAAUGCUAUGGAUUCGUACCUCAUAUGGUGGAAGAGAGAAGACGCAUGUAGGUUUGGAAACCAAGACGGUCACAGGAAGUGGGAUUUUCACUGUAUAGAAAGUGUAUCUCUUGGGGAGGGUCUGUGUACACCCACUCUCUGGCUAUAAACACAUAAACCUGAACAUGGAUCUUCCUUGAAAUAUCCCCAUUCUCCUUGCCUCUUAGCAUGUUUGUUUUUGGUUUUUUUAUUUUUUAAGAAGAACCUUCUAGAAAUCUCCGAGAGCGCAUCUCGGCGUCAUGUAAUGUCACCUGUGCCAUCGGGGUUUCCUGUGAAUGUGUGUGGGGUUGGCAGUGAGAAGAUGUGUCUGCGGGUGAUGGGAAUUUAGCAGGCGGUUCUCACCAAACUCCCUGCUUGGUUUGGAUUUUCAGGAGAUGGCGGGGCUUCUUAGCUUCUGGGUUCAGCCAUAAAAAUACGGAACAGGAAGGGAGCAUUAUGAUCUUGGUGCUCAAACUCCCUAACUGUUCUGAGUUUCGUCUCUUCCUCUGCUUUAUUCUCUUUCAUUUUACUCUUCUUUUCUUUCACUUCUUUUCCUUGUUACUACAACAUGGCGGAAUUCCUCAGGUCUGGGAUUUAUUAGAGCAGAGUCUGAUCUCUGUUCAGUAGUGACCAGUGGGACGGAGCCAUAUGCUGGCUGCCUGGCUGCCUCCCCGACCUUGGAGUCAUUAGGCUCAUUGUGACUGGGAACUAGGGAAGUUCUGAUGAGGCGGAAGAUUCCACGGUCACUGGCCCUGGCUCUUCUGUCUCACAGCUGCUCUCUUGCACAGAGCCUGGUUUCUACCCUCUGUUGGGUUAGUAAGACUUUCAGGACUGCCCUCCAGCAAAUGAAUGACACUUGACUUGGUGGCAUCCAGAGAUUCACCCGACAGCUUGUACCACUUUCUAGAGUCUGUGGCUCAUGAGCAUAUUCAUCAGUCUCCCCACCCCCUCGCACUCCUCUGGUCGCUGUGGACAAGCACACAGGUUUCCAUGUUAGCACAUCAGUGUUUGUCAUGAAUUUGCUCUGUGACCUAACGGGCCAGUAUAUAUACAGUGCGGUCACGUGUGUCGAGGUUUCAGUGUGGGACAAGUUGACCAAAGUAAGCCAGAGGCACCGUGUCGAAGAGCCAGGAGUGAGUGGGUUCGUGGGCCUCUAACUCCUCAGACACUGGCUUUCUUUACGAAUUUGAGAGGUGCUGGAUCAGGGAAGAGGAGAAGCUAAUCAGGCUGGCAGAUGUUCUUGCGGGGUCCUGAUACUUUCCUCCGUCCAGGUCACCUGGAUGCUUCUGAGCCCAGGGCCCUUUUCUCGUGCUUACUUAGGGAAGGAAGAAAAACGGCCUCCGUCUGAGACGUCCUCAAGUGCCACCUACAUAGAGCCCUGAACACAAGACUCCUCCUGGAAUUUUGCUUGGGUGGCUUCUUUUAGAGUUGGUCUUUGGGGUGUAAGAUGGGUGGAGUUGUAGCCUCCCCAGAUAGUAGUGGUGGAGGGAAGACUGCAGUGUAAACUGCAGAGGAGGAGGGAGGAUGGCAGUGGCCUCGGCCGGAGCGGACGUAGCCAGUGUGACAGUGAGCAGGAAUCGCCUCUUCCCCAGCCCUGCUCUGCAGUGGGCACUGACCUCUGUGCCGCAUGCUCUUGGCCUCCUCUGGUCCCCUCAGGCUCAGGAAGCCAGAGCAGUUCUGGGGGCCAGGCAGCCUGCCUCGUGCCGGGGCCGUGGGAGUGUGGAUGCGGGUGGGGAUGGGGCAGGGGGGCCCGCCCCACUCUUGGUUCCCCAUCACGUUUUACAGGUGGUGAAGUUUAGGCGAUGGCGACUCUUUCUCAUAAGGAUGUUUUGACCCCUUAAUUAAUGUUGGGAAUGGACCAGGAAUGAAUGAAUGCAAGUGUCUGGAGAUAGGAGGGCAAUCUCCUCUGCCAGUCCCCGCAACCCACAUCUGGGCCACCUCAAACUUGAGCUGUCUCUCCUAGAAGUGGGGGAAAGUGGGAGCCACAGCCCAGUGUCCCCCAAGCCUCGUCUCUCUGCUCCAGCACACCCUUCGGCACGAGGUGCCAGGCUCGGGUGCUGCCCUUGGUCACCCAGACCGCCAGCGUAUUGUCAGAAUGAGAAUGCAAACACAAACAUCACCGUUUUUCAGUUGUGCUGUGGUCUUUGGCAGUCUCUUUUCUUCUAACUUGCUAUAAGAAAAGGGAUCUCUAGCUUUCAGAUGCAUUCUUUUCUGGGAGAUUUCCUGCUAUGCCAGCCCCGCCCCACCGCCCCAGUGCUUUUCAUGUUCACAGCUUUCUGGAAGCCUUGCUUGCACAUUUGUUUUUGUUUUUUUUAUUUUUUAAGAAGAACCUUACUUUCAAGAUUAAAGUAAAUGUCUUCCUCCAAUGUGAGGACGGUUUAAUCAGCUUGCCUCUGAUGUAUGGCUCAGUUGGGCAGAGUAAUUAAGAAGAUGGGCAGAGCAAGAGAUCACAAACACUGAGCACCUGCUCUGCGUUCUGGGCCAUUUACAAUCCUUGAUCUCAUUUGAUGUUCAGAAAAAGAAAUACCAGCUCUGUUUUUUGGUGCUGGCUGUAGGCAAGCAGGGCGGUGAGCACCUUUUAAUGAGUCCUCGAGCCACCUGGAGAGCAAGGGCUAGUUUUAGCCUUAUUUCAGAGAGGAGAAAACGGGCUCAGGGAGGUUCAGUCCCUCCCCAAAGGCUCACAGCAGUGGCAUCUGAACCAAGGGCCUGAGAAGAGGGUAGCUGUGCCCCCGUCACAGGCUGGACUGCCACCAACAUGGGUCACAGCCAUCUUUCAGGCCACGUCUUGGCCGCCUUCGGCCCCGUCUGUGAUGUGUGCGUGUGCGCAGGUACGCACACGCGCACGCACACGCAUAGCUGCCGCACCGCUCGGGGACUAAGGAAGAGGACCAGAGCCCAGAACUCCUACAACUGCCCCUAAACACGAGGUACAGACGGAAGUCUCCACGUUCCAUCAUACGCAGGGCCACAAAAUCCAUCUAAAACACCCUCGUGCGCUGUCCGGAGGCCUGGACGGCAGGACUCCGUGGAGUCGGACUGUGGCCCUCGCGAGUCCCGUCUCGGGGUGAAGGGUAAAGGCUUUGGCUUCGUGUGAAGACCUGCCGGGGUAAUUUGGGCCUCCUCCCGGAAUGGGUCGCCUGGCAGUGUCUGCACGCUGACCGGGGUAUCCUACGGAAUAGAUGCCGCUGGGUUCCAGCAACCCCUUCCAGAGCAUGCGCAGAACCUUCUCUUGGCUUCUGUGCUACCUGCCGGAGGCCGGUGGCCAGUGCCGGUGUGGAAUUGGGCCCCUUCCAGGCAGGCCUGCAGGCCAGGACUGCCGCGUCUGUCGCAGGGCUUUGGCUGGAGCGCACAGAGCAGCGGGGCCCUUCCCUCCUCCGUCCCGCGGGGCUAGCUCUUGGGAACGCGUCGUGGAUUUGACUGCCCGGGGUUGGGGUCCGAUAGCCAGAUAGCGGCUCCUUAACAAAUUCUGAUCUUGGAACAGAGACCUCAGGGGAGAGGCUGUUGGAAUGGCCGCUGCGGAGGAGCUGGCCAUCACUCCCGUUCUCCCCGGCGGUUGCCCUCAGCCCCCUGUGACCUCCUGAUGCCUGGGUUCCCCUGAUGGGAAGACAAGCCGGCUCCCCUGCAGCCUCGCGAGUUGCAGAGACCGCUGCGAGCGCAGACGUCAGGGGAGGCUGCGGUCCCAGGAGGCAGUGAAGAAUAGAUCGGGCUUUUAAAAGGUGUCGGGGCAGGGAGCUCAUGCGUGACUGCGUGGAGCUCCACCCGUUUUCCAAAACCAAAGUCCUGCUCCAGUCGGCGCUGGAGUCGGGGGAGUGUGCUGUGAGCUGUGAGUGAACUUGGCCUCCUGAGCAAAAGGGUCCCAAGGCCAUGGUGAGUGGGAGCCCGCGGAUAUUCUUAACCGGUAAAGCCCUCACGUAGCCAGAGGGUAUCCAGCCCACGGCUGGCUUCUUCACAUCCCCAGGCCCGCGGCAGGGUAGAUGCUUUAUUAAUGUGGCUUCUCUUCUCUUCUUUCUUGCUAAUUAAUGGAUGUGUUUAAAAUGUCUUCCUCCAAUGUGAGGACGGUUUAAUCAGCUUGCCUCUGAUGUAUGGCUCAGUUGGGCAGAGUAAUUAAGAAGAUGGGCAGAGUAAUUAAGGAGCUUCCAGAAGUUGACCAACUGGGAGCACGUAAAGGUCAGCAUUUCAGUAAAUGGAUUUCUUCUGGAACUAAGGAGUCGAUUUUUCUCUCUUCCUUUUAAGUAGUAUAUCCUUUUCUUGUUUAGUAAUUUAAUGAUAUAUAAAGAUGUGUGUCUAUGUCUGCAUAUGUAUGAGGUAUGACUACAAGGUUGUGUGUCGGGUUGUCUUGCUUAAUAUCUGGAAGAUCCAAGUAUUUCAUCUCACCCCUUCCUUAAGCGGUGACCCUUUGGGAGACUCUGUGCUGAUUGCUGUCCCCAGGAGAAACAGUUUGCAAACGCCUCUGUUAGAAUGGCCUCUGGGACCUGGCCCGUUCCUUUAUCCUCACAGAUGAGAAAUCUUCAUCCUUUGAGGAUGGAUUUAAGUUUGGAAAUCAUCCCAGUUGAAUAAAUAACGAUGGGUGAUGAAGGUCAUACCAUUUUACCUUUCAAAAAAGAAAAAUCCCGAAAAUGUUCCUUGGAAUGGGUCUUUGGACUCCUGGAGCCUCUCAAAGUGACCCCUUCCAAGGAGGACAAUAGUCAUCAGUACAUGUAACUUCUAGUGGGUUCGCUUUUAAAAAUCUCUUCCCUUGCCAUGCCUUGUAUGUGUUCUCCUCUCUGCAUACGCAGAUGGAGGUGCGUAUUCCUUAGUAGAGACCUCCAGUAGGUGCUCCUGAAAGCCCUGUAAUACUUAAGUGCAUGUUAUUGUCGUGUAAUGCGAUGACUGAAGUGUUUCUUUGUCAUAAAACUCUGCUUCUUCACAGAAUUAAAAUACUCUUCUCAAUAUAAUGAGGUACAUACACCACAUUUUCUCGUAUCAGCUCUCAAAGCGUCGACGAUGCCCAGUGGUGUGUUUACAUGUGAUUUUGCCUCGGAUUCUGGUCGCGUGGAGACACCGGCAAGUAUUUAUUACAAAACAGAAUGUAAGCAAGUUUAUCCACAGUGGUUUUCUUGGAACGGAGGUGUUUUCCCGGUUCUGUGGAGGGACCGUGGAGCCUCCUUCUUCACGGGGCACCUACAGAAUCUGUGUGGAAGUCUGUGAACCACGGGCAGGCGCAUGCAACCACCUCAGCCAACACUCGGACAGCCCUCGGGCACCCGCUCUCUCCGCCCGCCAUGUGUCGUCACCAUGCUUGGUGGCAGCAUGCUCUGUUCCCUCCAGUGGACUCUGGUGUGCCCUUUCGGCAUCUUCGUCCUGCUGGUCCGUAUCGAAGGGGUGUCUGCAGAGCUGCACAGCCAGGUGGGUGUGUGUGCCAGUCGGGGGGAGCCCCCCACGGCAAAUGUUGAUCCUGUUGAUCAGCCAAAGAUUUUCCUAUUCUUUGCUGCUUAAACUUGUGCCUUAAUAUUGUAUAUAAUAAAGGGAUAAAACGGCU